This is a messenger RNA of Mercurialis annua (annual mercury), 673 nucleotides long. RefSeq lists its product as uncharacterized. Lineage: Eukaryota; Viridiplantae; Streptophyta; Magnoliopsida; Malpighiales; Euphorbiaceae. The record is from RefSeq and is a predicted model, not a curated record. Gene Ontology annotation, cellular component: endoplasmic reticulum. The coding region runs from base 65 to 580 and encodes 171 amino acids. The transcript has 2 exons.
GCCACAUCUAUCGUGAACUACAAAACCAGAAGAAAAAAUAUAGUCUAAUAGGAAGAUAAACGAAAUGGGUGCAAUUACAAAAGUAAUCGACACCAUGCUGUUUCUGAACUUCAUAAUAAUGGCACUGGCGGUUCCGUUAAUGUCCGGUCAGCUGUGUCUUCCUCUGAAACUGUAUCCAAAAUUCUUGAUCAAUCUGAUGAAAUGGUAUAGCCAUGAAUUUGGAGACCAUCUCUAUUCUCAUAAUCCACCAAAUUAUUUUAGAGGAAUUUCUUGGUGGGAUCUUUUGUUUCAUUUUCCUCUUGUUUGUUUGGGUUUGUAUGGGAUUUUAGGUGCUAAACCUUGGUUUAACACCGUUUGUUUGAUGUAUGGCGCCUCAAUUUCCGCUACCAUGGCUGCUAUAAUCGGGGAUUUUUGUGGGGCGGGUAAGGGAUCAGACACAAUAAUGCUUGGUUACUACCCCUUCUUCGGCGUUGGAAUAUUGGCCAUGCUACGUGGUCUUCUGCCUCCCUCGGCCAAACCUUCGGCUUCGGCUUCUGCUAUGGUAAAUGGAAAUGCCCCGUCCACCAAAAAACUAGCUUGAAAUUAGCUAGCUAGUUAAAUCUCUCUUUUCUUUGAGUAGACUUCUAUGUACUGAUGAAUUAUAAUUCAAAUGAUAUAAACGUUGGGUUUAAAC